CGUGCGGAACCCACUUCCUCUCCGCGGCCCGGUGGCCCGGAUGUUUCCGUUGUUGGGGGCAGCCGAAGACGCGUCCGCUUUGAACGGGGAGCCGUUGCGGCACUGCUGCCGCCAUGUCGUCUCCGGGAGGCCCCCUGGAGAAGCCGCAGAUCAUCGCGCACGCGCAGCAGAGCUUGAACUACACCGCCUUCGAGUGCAAGUGGGUGCCGAGCAGCGCCCGCCUCGUCUGCCUGGGCAGCUUCCCGCGGGGCACCGGCGUCGUCCAGCUCUACGAGCUGCAAGGCGGCCGCCUCCACCUGCUCCGCGAAAUUGAAAAAUCAAAGCCUAUUAAAUGUGGAACCUUUGGUGCUUCUUCUCUGCAACAAAGAUACCUAGCUACAGGAGAUUUUGGUGGAAAUUUAAACAUAUGGAAUUUGGAAGUUCCAGAAAUCCCAGUGUACUCUGUGAAGGGACAUAAAGAAAUAAUCAAUAGUAUUGAUGGCGUUGGUGGCUUAGGAAUCGGAGAAGGAGCACCAGAAAUUGUGACAGGAAGUCGUGAUGGGACUGUGAAGGUGUGGGACCCGAGACAAAAAGACACUCCUGUUGCCAAUAUGGAACCAGCCCAAGGAGAGAGCAAGAGAGACUGCUGGACAGUUGCACUUGGUAAUGCUUAUAAUCAAGAGGAACGUGUUGUAUGUGCCGGCUAUGACAAUGGGGACGUCAAGUUGUUUGACCUUAGGAACAUGACAUUGCGGUGGGAGACCAACAUCAAGAAUGGGGUAAUGUUUCACAAAUGUAUGUCUAAAUGUCCAUCUUUUUUAUUUUAUUUUUGCAAUACAGAUACUUCUAGUCUGGAAAUUAUGCUUAGUUGAUUAAAAUUAAGCUGCAGAUUUAGUUAUUUUUUUCUGUUCACUUUUUUUUGGUAUGGCAACAAAAUACUGCUUUUUGUAUGACAGAAGUCAUUACAAGUUGCUAAGUUUACCUUUGUUCCUCAAUACUUUGUAGUUCAGGCUUUUGAAAUGACAUUAAAGGAUGUCUUUGUUACAAGGCAUGGAUCUGUAAAGGAAUCUAGAUCUACACAGUGCGAAUGAGAAAUAUACCAUAUUUUCCCAUGUAUUAGAUGAGGUUUCUUAACAAAAAAAUCGUGUCAAAAAACUGGGGCCAUCCAAUACAUGGGUAGUGGCAUGGGGGGGGGGGAGAGAAGCGGUGCACCCGCCAGCCAGACGUUUGGCGGGAGCGCAACUUCCCCUGAUGCUGCAGCGAGCGUGAAAUGAUCUAGGGAGUGUUUCCUGCCCGCAGCUGGCAACUUCCCCCGAUGUUGGCUGGCUUACCCCAAUGCUGCUGCGCGUGGGAACCGAUCUAGAACAGGCAUCCCCAAACUGCGGCCCUCCAGAUGUUUUGGCCUACAACUCUCAUGAUCCCUAGCUAACAGGACCAGUGGUCGGGGAAGAUGGGAAUUGUAGUCCAAAACAUCUGGAGGGCCGAAGUUUGGGGUGCCUGAUCUAGAGAGUGUUUCCUAUGCGCAGCAGCAUCGGGGGAAGCUGCGCUCCAGCCAACCGGCUGGCUGGCGGGAAAUGAUCUAGGAAGUGUUUCCUGCCCACAGCUGCGUGGGGGGAGAAGCUCAACAACUCUGGCCAAUCUCUCCUUAUUUUCUUAAAACUGAGUCUCAAAAAUGGGGGGGGGUCCCUUAUACAUGGGGGUGUCUUAUAGACGGAAAAGUACGGUACUUCACUAAAUGAAAAGUGCAGUUCUAUACAGAGUUCAGGGUACCCAAUCCUGUUGGCUGGGAUUCCCUCCUUUCCCCUAAAAAUCUUGCAGUGGAUCUUGGGCCUGUGUUUCUGGAAUGGCAAGCCCCCAUGCUACAUGUCAAACCACUCCUGAAACUGUUGUAGUCUCAAAAGCCAGAUUACAGUUGAUCAUGGAGGCCUGCUGUUCUAACAGGAAUCCCACUAGGCAUGCCUAAGCUUUUGGGUUGCUCCAAGGUCUAUAGUUACACUUCCCUUGGCAAGUGUAUUUGCUGCCCCCUGUCAGAAAUUCCCAAUUGUGUAGCCAGAGAAACAGCUUGAGGUUGUCUUUACUGUUGCACUGUAUUUUGGAGGUGCAGUGCAGAGUGCAGUGCAACCGCAGUGAAAAUCUCCAUGGUAGGAAAGGAAAGCACAGAAGCACACCUAAAAAAUGACAAGCCCCCCUCUUUUCAUUUUGAGCUGAUGAGCAAGGCUGGACUUGUUAUGCUUGCCUCUACGCUUCUGUGCUGCUCCAAUCACCUGAGAAGCUAAAGAAGAAAAUAAGCCCCAGCCUGGUCUACAGUUGGAAUUCAAGGCAUGGGGCAGGCAUCAUCCUAGCAUUGUGUUGGCUUAUGAGGCUGCUUCUUAAAUUGCCCUACAAUUCAGGAAUAUUCUUCCCUAUUCCAAACUUAAAGAGUCAGGGAGGGUAGCAGGUGAUUGCCCAUAACCCUGGAUUGUACUGUGACAAUUGGGGAAGGACCCUUGGAAAUGGGUCAGGAUGCCAGAGACUGCGUAGUUUGGGUUGGCUGCUACAGCCAGCCAAAACUUGUGAAUCCCCUUUGAGAAGGAGGAAGAGGGUAAGAGGGCAGGCACAAACUCAGGGCCUGUUCCAGCUGGACUGUCUUCCCACUCUACCCCACCCCAGUCAACUUUACAUGUUGUAUCAUUUAUUUUGGUCCUUUAAAAUUGUAAGCUGCCUUUGGUGCCUUGGCACCAAAGGCAAUAUAUAAAUGAAAUGAAUAAAUAAAUAAAUAAUAUGUAUAUAUAACUAUACCCCAGAAACAUCACUUUGAUUCUAGCGAUUGUGUCCAGGCAUACCUAAAUGUGCAUAGGAUUGCGCUGCAUGCCUUCCAUCUUGAGCACUUUCUCAGUGUCCGCUUCUAAAUAAACAGAGUUAGGAUUGCCCUGCAGUUCUGCUGAAGUC
Molecule: messenger RNA, 2907 nt
Organism: Zootoca vivipara (common lizard)
Lineage: Eukaryota; Metazoa; Chordata; Lepidosauria; Squamata; Lacertidae
Source: RefSeq, a predicted model, not a curated record